Messenger RNA from Frankliniella occidentalis (western flower thrips), 858 nucleotides. RefSeq lists its product as uncharacterized. The record is from RefSeq and is a predicted model, not a curated record. The coding region runs from base 144 to 698 and encodes 184 amino acids. Lineage: Eukaryota; Metazoa; Arthropoda; Insecta; Thysanoptera; Thripidae. The transcript is spliced from 2 exons. Gene Ontology annotation, molecular function: protein binding.
GCUGCGUUAUCUCUGCGGAAAUUGGUCGUAAAGGGAAAGGGUUCGAUCGGAGGCGGGGCUGGCAGGGGCCGGGAGCGCGGGGAUGGGCUGUAAGCCUGCAUGCAGGUGGACGGGUGGCCGAGUCGACGACGGCGGCGCGAAGUAUGGGGUCUCCGGCGGUGUUCAGCCUUCCAGCCACCGGCCUGCAGCCGCCCUUCGCCUUCCCGCCCUUCGGCCCCGCGGGGCCGCUCUGGUGGACGGUGGUGCUGACGCAGCUCGAGACGACCACCACGCCGAAGCCCUCGAGCGCAAGCCCCCCAAUCGUGGCCGUGCUACCCCCCUUCGCGCCCUACCCGCCCUACCCGCCCUACGCUCCCUACCCGCCCUACCCGCCCUCCGGCCCCGCCCCUCUCCCGCCGCAGGCCCCGCAGGGCCUCUGCAACGUCAACUGCCCGGCCGUGUGGGACCCGGUGUGCUCCGUCAACGGGGUUGGCUACAUGUACAACUUCGCCAACCAGUGCGCGUUGCAGGCACAGAACUGCGUCAGCGGCUCAGGUGUGGCCUGCAAACUCUUCUCGCGACUCCGUGCGAAAAGCGGUGAUCAGAGUGCAAAUAGGAACGUGGAUUUUUGUUUGCAUCGACUUCGCACGCUCGUUAAAAUGUGUGGAAAUUGUGGAGAACGGAGGAUGAAAUCAGUGGCUGUCUCUAGCCGAAGGUAAAAGUUCACGUUGCCGAUUGCUGUUCCUGUUUUGAUAAAGAUUUUUUCUGGUGACGAGUCUUGAAUCCAAAACGCAAAGUAGCCAACUCCAUGGGACGUAUUACCGAGCAUUGGAGCUGAAUUGAGCUGUACGGUGGUGUCAUUUGUUUCAGAUUUUCGAU